AUGGAGGUUAUGGAGCGCGCUUUGGCCCCGGUCGUCCCCUCCAUUCCCAGACAGCCGCCGCCACCGCCGCCAACGGCAGCGGAUAGGUUCUCGGCUGAAGGCGGGGUUAUCGCUGGCAUCGUCCUGGGCUUCGUGGCCUCCUUACUUGUACUCACUGUGCUCUACAGCCUCUACAAGGGGCGCCGCGACAGCCGCGCUCGCGCUCGGGCUGGAGCUGCGGCCUGGGCCGCCGCCGCCGUGGCACCACUGGAUCCUCGCAUUGGCGACGACGACAAUGAGAGGACGUCUCGCCGGGCAAGUGCCUCCAGCCCGACGGCCCGUCAACCGGCGUUCGCGUACGGCCCUCCGGUGAAGGCCACCGAGGCGGGCGGUGGGGAGGAGGCGGCGACCUGCUCGGUGUGCCUUGGCGCGUUGCAGGUCGGCGAGACGGUACGGCUGCUGCCGGCGUGCCUGCACCUGUUCCACGUGGAGUGCAUCGAUCCUUGGCUGGACGCGCACUCGACGUGCCCGAUCUGCCGCUCCGACACUGAGCCGAGCAUAGACGUUGCGCGGCUACCUCCUGUUUAG
Lolium rigidum is the source of this 567-nucleotide messenger RNA. Its product is annotated as RING-H2 finger protein ATL43-like. The transcript has a single exon. The record is from RefSeq and is a predicted model, not a curated record. Lineage: Eukaryota; Viridiplantae; Streptophyta; Magnoliopsida; Poales; Poaceae. Bases 1 to 567 code for a protein of 188 amino acids.